Messenger RNA from Ustilaginoidea virens, 519 nucleotides. RefSeq lists its product as uncharacterized. The transcript is spliced from 2 exons. Bases 1 to 519 code for a protein of 172 amino acids. NCBI's taxonomy places the organism in Eukaryota, Fungi, Ascomycota, Sordariomycetes, Hypocreales, Clavicipitaceae. The record is from RefSeq and is a predicted model, not a curated record.
AUGAUUUCUGGGAAAUGCCAGCAAGCUCCUGAUAUCGCGGGGCCGCGGGGCAUGCGAUGCGACGCCGCCUCGCAAGUUGAAAAGGGCCCCGGCUCCCGGGGUCUGGCGGCUUCUAUUUUCAACAGUCCGAGGGCACACAGCUCAAACUCGUGCCCCCUGGUGGCUCUCAAAGAAAGCUUUGACGCUGUGGUUGUCGCAGCGUCGGCAUUGUUCAAAGCAUGUGUCUGGAAUCAGAGCCUUUUCCCUUCCACCUCUAUUGAGCUGCGCGGGCUACCCUCAAGAAUGCAGGUGCAGGACAAGAGAACUUGGCCAUUACCACCACCCCCUGACACCAUCAUGCUUUCAUCUCGCGUAGCACAAAGCAUCUUUCCGCAAAGCGUCAAAGUGCCAUCACAAAAAUGGCGCGAGCUCUUGACAGAUCAAUGCACCACACCAUGCCUGUGCAUCUACGCCUUGCCCCAUAUGACGGUCCAAACUCAGCUGCCAGCUACGAAAAGCUCGCCUACAUCUUACGGAUGA